This is a messenger RNA of Aspergillus wentii DTO 134E9, 834 nucleotides long. Its product is annotated as WD40 repeat domain-containing protein. The annotation marks the transcript as partial. Gene Ontology annotation, molecular function: protein binding. The transcript is spliced from 2 exons. NCBI's taxonomy places the organism in Eukaryota, Fungi, Ascomycota, Eurotiomycetes, Eurotiales, Aspergillaceae. The record is from RefSeq and is a predicted model, not a curated record.
AAUAACUCUCAUCCAACACUGUGCACCCUUCUUUAUGACUCCUGGCGCUUCAUCCUCAGAAACCACUCCACCAUCCGGACUGCACCGCUGCAAACGUACUCGGCGCUGAUCUUCAGCCCACAGAAUAGCAUCCUCCGCAAGUCUCACAACCUUCCAUCUUGGCUCUCUCCCACAGACUCCAUCAAUGCCGACUGGGAUCCAGCUCUUCUGUCCAUUCAAGCCCAUCGCCGACACAUCUCCUCGACUGCAUUCUCCCCAGACGGAAAAUGGAUUGCAUCUGCUUCCUACGAUCAAACGGUCAAGGUCUGGAAUGCAAACACCGGUACCCUGUACAGAACCCUCGAAGGUCCUGACUUUCUCAUGGGCGAGGUUCUCGCAUUCUCGCCGGACAACAAGCUCCUCGUGAGUGAUGGGUCGAAGGGUAAUGUUCAUCUGUGGGAUGUGACAGUUCCCAACUCGGAGAGAACAUACGAAUCUCAUUCAGACCACGUCUUCCAUCUUGCAUCUUCUGCAAACUGUGAACUGGUUGCAUCUGCCUCAAAGGACAAGACUGUCCGACUGUGGGAUCCAGUCACCAAACGUACUCGACAUGUCCUCCGCGCUGACGACAUGAAGGCCGUCUGGAUCGUCGAGUUCUCGCCUGAUGGAAAGUCACUCGCCACGGGAUCAGAAGAUUCGACCGUUCGCCUGUGGGAUACAGCAACGGGAAACCUCAUCCGAACAUUCGACGGCCAUUCCAGGGGCCUGUGGGCAUUGGCCUUUUCAGAUGAUGGAUCCCGGCUGGUAUCUGGCUCGAUUGACAGUACUGUCGUUGUAUGGAAUGUGGCGACUGGC